Molecule: messenger RNA, 3078 nt
Organism: Ananas comosus (pineapple)
Lineage: Eukaryota; Viridiplantae; Streptophyta; Magnoliopsida; Poales; Bromeliaceae
Product: nuclear cap-binding protein subunit 1
Exons: 21
Coding region: 14-2824 (936 amino acids)
Biological process (GO): nuclear-transcribed mRNA catabolic process, nonsense-mediated decay; mRNA export from nucleus
Cellular component (GO): nuclear cap binding complex; nucleus
Molecular function (GO): protein binding; mRNA binding; RNA cap binding
Source: RefSeq, a predicted model, not a curated record
CCACCCCCUUCCCAUGGCUACGAGUAGCUGGAGAACGCUCCUCCUCCGGAUCGGCGACAAGUCCGCGGAGUACGGCGGCGCCACCGAUCACAAGGAGCACAUCGUGAGUGCGCUCUACCUUGCUUCUCUUUUGAAUCGCUUCAUUUUGGAUAAAACCUACUUGCGAGUCGUUCAGAAUGCGUUUGCGUGCACCUCUGACUGCUCCUCUUUUGCAUCGCUCCUUUUGAUCUUAGUUCUAGCAUUGGGCAAUUUUGCAAAACCGUUGGUUCUUGGAUUUUGGGAUCAUGGUUUUGGGAUCAAGAGAUGGUUUUUGGAUGGGAAUUUGGCGUGCGAUAUGGAUUCUAUAUCUAGUAUCCUCAAGAGGUCCAAGUUCAUGUUCCUUCUUCAGUGCGUCGAACAGUUGCCGCACAAGAUUCCUCUGUAUGGAGUGUUGGUUGGUUUAAUAAAUCUAGAAAGUGAAGAAUUUGUCAAGAGAGUGGUGGAUGCAGCAUAUUCUAACUUACAGGAUGCCUUAUACAAGGAAAAUUGUAAUAAGAUACGGAUAUUUAUGCGGUUCCUAACUGGCCUGAUGAGUUGCAAAGUUAUUUCACCAAAUUCUAUUAUUGAGACCUUUGAGACUUUGUUAUCAUCUGCUGCAACAACAAUUGAUGAAGAGGCUGGAAAUCCCUCAUGGCAGCCACGAGCUGACUUUUAUGUUAAUUGUAUAUUGUCUUCUCUUCCAUGGGGUGGUACAGAAUUGGUUGAGCAAGUGCCAGACGAAUUGGAAAGAGUCAUGGUUGGCAUACAGUCUUAUAUAAGAAUCAGAAGGCGCUCUCAGGACAUCUCUUUCAAAGUCUUUGAGGCAGAUGAGGGUAAAUCUUCUAGCGAGAAGGAUUUUAUUGAAGAUUUAUGGGAUCGUAUACAAGGUCUUUCCAACAAUGGAUGGAAAAUUCAAAGUGUGCCAAGGCCUCAACUGUCAUUUGAAGCACAGCUAGUGGCUGGGAAGUCUCAUGUUCUUUCUCCAAUAAGCUGUCCUGCUCAACCCACAGCUUUGCCAUCACGUUCUAAAAUCUCUAGAGGGCAAGAGAAUCAUGAAGCUGAGUUGAAGUAUUCUCAAAGGCUCCAUAGACUUCACAUAUUCCCUUCGAAUAAAGCGGAGAAUAUGCAACCUAUAGACCGUUUCGUUGUUGAGGAGUACCUGUUGGAUGUGCUUCUUUUCUUCAAUGGAUGCCGCAAAGAAUGUGCUUUCUACAUGGUUGGCCUGCCUGUGGCAUUCCGUUAUGAAUAUUUGAUGGCUGAGACGAUAUUUUCACAGUUACUAUUGCUGCCUCAACCACCUUUUAAACCAAUCUACUAUACGUUGGUCAUCAUCGAUCUUUGUAAGGCACUGCCAGGUGCAUUUCCUGCUGUUGUAGCAGGAGCUGUACGUGCUCUUUUUGACAGAAUAGGCGAUCUGGAUAUGGAAUGUCGCACUAGGCUUAUUUUGUGGUUUUCUCAUCACUUGUCAAAUUUUCAGCACAUUUGGCCUUGGCAAGAAUGGGCUUAUGUCAAAGACCUUCCAAAAUGGGCACCACAACGGGUUUUUGUUCAAGAAGUAUUAGAAAGGGAAAUUCGUUUAUCAUACUUUGACAAAAUCAAACAGAGUAUUGAAGAAGCAGCUGGACUGGAGGAGUUGCUCCCCCCAAAGGGUGGGUCUAACUUUAAAUAUCAAGCUGACGACAAUCAAGAAGGUACAGAAGGCCACAAGCUAUCGAAGGAUCUAAACAACAUGGUUAGAGGGAGGAAAAACGCGCAGGAGAUUUCUUCGUGGCUAGAAGAAAAUAUAAUUCCAGAGCAUGGCUCCAAAUUUGCACUUGAAGUUGUUGCACAGACUCUCCUUGAUAUUGGUUCAAAAAGUUUCACUCAUCUAAUCACCGUCUUAGAAAGAUAUGGUCAAAUUAUUGGCAAGUUAUGCCCUGAUCACGAUACGCAAGUUUUGCUAAUGGAUGUAGUUGGUUCCUAUUGGAAGAACAAUACACAAAUGACUGCUAUAGCUAUUGAUAGAAUGAUGGGAUAUCGGCUCAUAUCCAAUUUGGCAAUUGUUAAAUGGGUGUUUUCUCCCUCCAAUAUGGAGCAAUUCCAUAUUUCAGAUCGUCCAUGGGAGAUUCUCAAGAAUGCCCUCAAUAAGACUUACAAUCGCAUUACCGAUCUUCGAAAGGAUAUCCAAUUGAUUGAGAAAGGUGUUCCGGCAGCUGAAGAAGCCACUGCCAAAGCUAUUAAAGAAUAUGAGGAUGCUGAAGCAAAGCUCGAGAUUGUUGGUGGUCAGCCGGUGCCUGCUGAAAAACCAGUGAGGUUGAAACGGCUCAAGGGUUAUAUUGAGAAGGCAAAAGACGAGGAGCUUUCUAUACGCGAAUCAAUAGAAGCAAAAGGGGCUCUUCUUGAUCGAGCACUCGAGGAAAACAAGGCAUUGUUCAUAUCGCUAUACAAAAGCUUCGUUAAUGUGCUCACAGAACGCUUGCCUCCAGUGUCUCCUGAAGGGGAAUUGCCUGAUUUACGAGCUGGUAAUGUAAGCUCCAUGACUAUAGACCUCGAAGAGUCGGCAACUAUGGAUGUGGAUAAUGAGAAUGGAACAAAAGAUGAUAGCCAAGCAAACGGUGAGGGAGUAAAGCAAUACAAUAUCGGGGAGCGUGAGCAAUGGUGUCUAACCACAUUGGGCUAUCUCAAGGCAUUUUCGCGCCAAUAUGCUUCCGAGAUCUGGCCUCAUGUUGAAGUGCUGGAUUCAGAUGUUUUUGCUGGAGACAUUUAUCCGCUUAUCCGCAGAGCUGUCUAUUCAGGCUGUCAUACAGAAUGUUCGCCUGAAAACUAAUUCUCCGCUUCAGUUGAGGUUUACAAUCAUUAUUUCUUGCGACAUUAUACAAAAGACUGUUGAAGUGUUUACUUAUGUUCAGUAUAGUUAUGUUUAGAUACACAUGUAUCACCGAUGAAGCCUCCUAAGGACUCGAUCAAGGUGUUCGGUAAAGUGUAGAUCUAUAACGUUAUGAUGCAAAAUUAUAUACUAUAGUAUGAUGGGUAGCACAUAACUAGCUCUCUAAAUCUAAAUGUGGAAUGUUGUUUGUUUUG